Molecule: messenger RNA, 687 nt
Organism: Drosophila ananassae
Lineage: Eukaryota; Metazoa; Arthropoda; Insecta; Diptera; Drosophilidae
Product: cysteine-rich hydrophobic domain-containing protein 2-like
Exons: 1
Source: RefSeq, a predicted model, not a curated record
AGACCUGUGAAGCAAAUCCUCAGCCAGAAGAAGAAGUCCCUGCCCGUCAACGUGAAAUGGCUCUUUUGCGGCUGUGUCUGCUGCUGCUGCACCCUCGGCUGUUCUCUCUGGCCCGUCAUCUGCCUAAGCAAACGCACACAACUCACUUUAGACAAGCUGUUCGAAUGGGAGAACAAUCAUUUAUAUCAUAAGCUGGGCCUGCACUGGCGACUGCAUAAGCAACAAUGUGAUUCCAAUUCCAUGAUGGAGUAUGUUAUUUUAAUUGAAUUUAUACCCAAAACGCCUAUAUAUCGGCCCGACUAAAUAAUGGGAUGAAGCCUGUGAAACGGGCUGAAGGGUACGGGCACGGUAACGCGGGGUCGUAAUGGGAAUUGUAAAAUAAACACUAGCUGCUAACACUUUGCUUUAGGCGUUUACCGAACACACUAACCCAUAGUCUAUACAUGCAGGCAAACUACACAAUGAGCAUUAACCUGUUUAUUGUACUCACAGAUUGUCUUUUUAAGCUAAUACUAUUUAAUAUUUAGUUUAUUAAAACAAAUUUUCCGAAAAAUCGUAGCCAGUAAGAUUGAUUGAUUUCUCGUAAUUGUAAUUGUAGGGCGCUUUAAUUUCCCUAAUUUCGUUUAGUUUUAAAUCCUAAUUUGUUUUUUAAACUAAUGCAAUAUUAAAUAAUUUUCUUGUUAGGAA